GGGAGGGAAAACGAGAGAGAGAGGGAGAGAGAGGCUGCAAGGCGACUCGGUUGCCAGUGUUUGCCUCUGCCUCCCCAGCAGUGGGAGAGAUGUGCGUAACAUGCAGCGGAGAGCGGUGAUUAUCAUCUGCGCGCCGCAUCGCCGUGGACCGCCGUGCGCACUCGAAGACGGAGACGCACCGAGGGGCGCAGCCCGCUCUCCCCAACCUGCCGUUCGCUAAACGCCCGCAGAGAGCCGACGGGAGACUGCUACUACUUGAAGGAAAGAGAAGUGGUGUGAGGGAACAUGUCAGCCCUUCAGACGCUGAUUGGGGGUUAAUCGCUCUCCUGUUUUGGAGCCACUCUGACGCACCGAGAGCGCGUAUUUGUCUUUCUAUACGGAAUCUCACAUCCAAACUGGACUAUCAAGUGAGGAUUUUGCAUUAAGGGAAGGGAUUUCUGAAUUCCAUGGCCAACAGAAUAUGAGUCAGCGCGUGUCUGUGAGCUGAGGUGGAGUGUGUCUCUUUCCGCUGCUCGGCUGUGUCGCUCCGCCACAAACCUUCCUACGCCAGGAUGCAGCUGCUCCGAGUUGCGUGGGCACUGACCGGAGCAGCGAUCUGCUGCUUUCUCCUUCUCCUUCUCCACUCCCGCCUGCUCAAAGAAGGCCAGCUGGCAGCGGGGACGUGUGAGAUUGUGACGCUGGACCGGGACAGCAGCCAACCACGGCGGACCAUCGCCAGGCAGACGGCCCGCUGCGCCUGUAAGAAGGGCCAGAUCGCCGGGACUACAAGAGCCAGACCCGCCUGUGUGGACGCUGGUAUUGUUCGGAAAAAGCAGUGGUGUGAGAUGGUGCCAUGUUUGGAGGACGAAGGCUGUGACCUGUUAGUCAAUAAAUCUGGCUGGACUUGUACACAGCCCGGAGGCCGAGUCAAAACCACCACGGCUCUAUGACGCGACAAGAGUCCCCUUCGACACUCCUGCACUAUGGAGAGCAUUGAUGACCCCUUGACAGACAGCCAAAAACCAUCUGCCAACACCACCUUACCACCAUUACCACCAACAUCAACAACAUCACAACAACUCCACCCAAACCCUGGUCCCGCAAAGACAGGAAGCAACACAAGCAGCUACAGAGCGCCAAGAGCCCCCUGGAGGAAACAAGGUCUCAUAACACAGCCAGAUUUGGGCAAACCCGGCAGUGACUGUUUGAGGGAGCGCGCUCGCCCCCGGACUCUGGACAAACGACUCGCUGUAAACCACUUCCCCCCACCCCCGGGCUCGUCACUGCUCUCUCCUGCUCUCUGUCGUUGGGUCAAAGCGUCAACCUCCUCUCCACUCUACCUGCCUGCUCUGUGAAAUAAGCAGCGCCUGCUCGUGCCACGGAGCAUCGGACACCUUCAAAGAUCCCACGAAUGGUUUUUUUGCCUCAUUGGAAGGAAUGUGUUUGGAAGUGCUUGAACAAGGGAUUUCUCACAUAUCUCUCCAUAGCCUCUAGAGCAGGAGUUCCAGAGCGAAGACAUACCGGACCCUGUUGCUUCUCGGACCACCUCGCGAGGCCGUUACAAAAAAAACUGAGCGCUCUCUGCUGUGAAUAGGCCUUCUGCUGGAGUAAACCUCCCAUAUUUUUAUAGACCAAAGAACAAAAGAACAAUUGUGAUCAUUAUGACAAAUACACAUGGAGACUUUGUGAACUUGCUGUUUGUGUCGCCAUGGCGUCCGGUGGCACAAUCACGGGAGUACUUUUAAAACUUUCCAGACGUUUUUUUUCUCAGACUAAGCCCACCACUGUAUUUUGGAACUGGAGAUAUAGGUACUACAUACGUAUAACUGUGUAUAAAAAAAAAAAAAAAAAUCUGAUUUGCAUUUUUCAGUAGCUACGGUUGGGACACUUUGCAGGAAGCGACGUCGAGUUGGAUCAGGAGCGCAAAUCAUAUCAAAGAGUUGAUGACAUCUACAGAGAGUAUAAAUGCUAUGGAGUCUGAAAAGAAGGAGUGAAGAAAUGUCAUUAAAUGUAUUUUGAAAGGCUCUAAAAAGUUAUAUAUUUAA
Messenger RNA from Trematomus bernacchii (emerald rockcod), 2024 nucleotides. RefSeq names its product chemokine-like protein TAFA-5. The transcript has 5 exons. The record is from RefSeq and is a predicted model, not a curated record. Gene Ontology annotation, biological process: G protein-coupled receptor signaling pathway. NCBI's taxonomy places the organism in Eukaryota, Metazoa, Chordata, Actinopteri, Perciformes, Nototheniidae. Gene Ontology annotation, molecular function: receptor ligand activity; G protein-coupled receptor binding. Bases 552 to 929 code for a protein of 125 amino acids.